This is a messenger RNA of Fusarium tjaetaba, 1191 nucleotides long. RefSeq lists its product as uncharacterized. The record is from RefSeq and is a predicted model, not a curated record. Lineage: Eukaryota; Fungi; Ascomycota; Sordariomycetes; Hypocreales; Nectriaceae. Bases 1 to 1191 code for a protein of 396 amino acids. The transcript has a single exon.
AUGGCCGCCUACCAGAUGCUGCAGCGCGAUCCAGCGUCCAAAGAUCUCUUCAACAAACGCAUCACAACACUGGAAGGUUUGCGUAACAUUUCGAGCAACUCUUCUUUUCUCGCCAUCGACACCGAACACAUUGCUGUGACUAGCCAAAGGGACCGCAUUCUCCACCAACUUGGGAUAGCGUUUCUUCCAGCACUCAAGCCAACAGAAUCAUCCAGUACUGAUGCGACCAGUACCAACAGACCUUCACUCAAGCCUUUCUACGACAAUAACAAGAUCAGCGGAUUGACUCUCAAUGUAAAUGUCCGCAAAGAAGUGCAAGAUCAGCUUAUCGCGCUCCGUGGUGGUAAAGGAUUGCCAAUUCGUCGCUCUAUACGCUUCGGCGAGGAAAAACAAGUCGACAUCGAUGAUUUAGAAUCCGCUGUCAUAGAGUUCAUCCAGGAUUGUAACCACGAUAGUAGCCUGGUUUUGCUGGGGUUUGAGAUGGCAGCGGAGUGGACUUACUUAUUUGAAGCCUUCCCGCGAGCCAUUCCCCUUUUCUCCGCUUGGGUAGAUCUUCGAGACAUUGCCAAGGACAUAGCAUCGUCAACUGGUGUCAUACCAGGCCUGGUAUCUUGUCUACAACUUUUUGGCUAUCACUGGAAAGACAUACUCUCCAUCAAGGGCAAUUCUAGUGGAGGCAUUGCCGACAAUGCGGGAGAUGAUGCUGUCUCAACUUGUGCGUUUGCAAGUGCACUUCUGUCCCCGACAAACCAGGAGAAGCUGAUAUUCCGACAAAAGUGUGCCCAAAUCGCGCAGGUCUUUUCCAAAAAAAACGGUCAACAAAUUCUACGACGGCGCCAAGCAUUCGCUGUAGCGGUCACCGCUCAACACAAACUCCCCGCCUCGAUUGACUCAGGUAUGAAACUAGCGCGCCGAUUCUUCGGCUAUUCACCUGAGGCUGCUGGAAUAUUAUCCCCGGAUGUGGCGUGCCUCACCUUUCGGAGCGAGGAACAUAUGGAUCGUUUCUUGUUGGAGGUGAAUGGGCUGGAACUCCCGACGGGUGAAAGACUAUCAGUUGAGCGCCAGUCCCAGGAAGGAGGCAGUUCUGAGAAAGAGAACCAGUUGCAGGAUGAGAAGAGAGCGCUAAGGGAAAGGCAACGUCAGGAGAACGAUGAGGAUAGUUUAGAGGAUUUAGGAGGUUUAUUUUUCUAA